This is a messenger RNA of Aspergillus tubingensis, 2475 nucleotides long. It is a transcript of the gene mrd1, whose product is annotated as RNA-binding ribosome biosynthesis protein MRD1. The coding region runs from base 1 to 2475 and encodes 824 amino acids. Gene Ontology annotation, cellular component: ribonucleoprotein complex; cytoplasm; nucleus. The record is from RefSeq and is a predicted model, not a curated record. Gene Ontology annotation, molecular function: mRNA binding. The transcript has 4 exons. Lineage: Eukaryota; Fungi; Ascomycota; Eurotiomycetes; Eurotiales; Aspergillaceae.
AUGGAGAGCACCAGAGUAUUUGUCUCUGGCCUUCCGCCAACCUUAUCUGAUGAUCAAUUGAGGAAGCACUUUGCUACUCGCUUCCAAGUCACAGACGCUCAUGUAUUGCCUAAGCGCAGGAUUGGCUUCGUGGGCUUCAAGAACCAUGAGGCGGCCCAGCAGGCUGUGUCUUACUUCAAUAAGACUUACAUGAAGAUGUCCAAAAUCUCAGUAGACAUUGCUAAGCCGAUCGAUGCCGAACCCACUCGCAAAGCUGGAAAACAUGACAGGAUCUCUGCCGGCGAUGCCGCAGAUGCUUCCCUCAAGCGUAAACGGGAUGGCGAAAACGCCCCGCAAGACGCUCGCUUGCAAGAGUAUCUCUCUGUAAUGCAACAUUCUAAGACCAAGACAUGGGCAAAUGAUGAUGUGCCCAGACCGCCGGAGCUUGACUCACCUGCAGAACAACCCGCUGAAGUAGAGGAGCAACCUCAGGAGCUUACCUAUGCACAAAGGAAGAAGGCAAAGCUUGGCGAUGACCAUGAUCACUCUCAGGAGAUGCACACAGCUGAUCGCGAAGCUCAUGGAUCACCCGAACCCAUGGUGGUAGACCACAGUGGGGAGGGCAACGCCGAGGCACCGGCAGAGCAGGAUGAUACUGUCGCCGAGACCGAGGCGCCAGCUGUUUCGGAUGCGGACUGGCUCCGCUCCAAGACAAGUCGCCUUCUGGGUCUGCUUGAUGAGGAAGAGCAAGCAGAUUUCGACGCUGCUGCGCAGCAUAAGGAGUCUGCAGCUCCAGAAGAAGCAGAGGAUCCGGCUGCUGACUCUAGGGAUGCCCAGAUUGUCGCUCCUGCCGCGACUGAAGCCAAGACGGUUCAGGAGCCGCAGGUCGACACGAAUAUCGAGAGCAUUCGUUUAUCUGCACGUCUGUUCGUGCGGAACCUUGCUUACGACACCUCAGAGUCAGAUCUCGAACCGCUAUUUUCUCCUUUCGGACGAAUUGAAGAGAUCCAUGUGGCUUUCGAUACCAGGGUUAACACCAGCAAGGGGUUUGCCUACAUCCAGUACCUCGACGCAGAUGCAGCCGUAGAGGCCUACAAGAAUCUCGACGGAAAGCACUUCCAAGGCCGCUUGAUGCAUAUUCUGCCAGCAGCCGCGAAGAAGACUUACAAGAUUGAUGAUGCUGAGCUGGCGAAACUGCCUUUGAAAAAGCAAAAGCAAAUCAAAAAGAAGAUGGAUGCCUCGUCUUCCACGUUCAGCUGGAACUCUCUUUACAUGAAUACCGAUGCCGUUAUGUCUUCAGUAGCUGAGCGACUUGGUGUUUCCAAAGCAGAUCUCUUGGAUCCUACUUCAUCUGACGCUGCUGUGAAGCAGGCUCACGCUGAAACUCACGUAAUUCAAGAAACGAAAGCUUACUUCUCAGCUAAUGGGGUUAAUAUUGAAGCCUUCAAGCAGCGGGAGCGUGGAAACACUGCUAUCCUUGUAAAGAACUUUUCGUACGGCGUCAAGACUGAUGAGCUCAGGAAAAUGUUCGAACCAUUCGGGCAAAUAACGAGGUUACUCAUGCCCCCUAGUGGAACGAUAGCUAUCGUUGAGUUUUCGAGACCAGAUGAGGCCCAGAAAGCUUUCAAGGGACUUGCCUACCGGAAACUCGGAGACUCUAUCCUAUUCCUGGAGAAGGCUCCCAAGGAUCUGUUUGAUGCUGCAGCCGUGCCACAGAAGGCAACCAUAGAGACUAAGGCCGUCUCUCAAGGCUUCUCCACCGCUGACACUUUCGCGGCAGAUGAGGUUGAUGACCUUACGCCCACUACAACCCUCUUCGUAAAGAACCUCAACUUUGCUACUACGACACAGAGUUUUGUGGACUUAUUCCGGCCACUGGAUGGCUUUGUGUCUGCUAAGAUCAAGACUAAGCCCGACCCUAAGCAUCCCGGACAAACGCUCAGCAUGGGUUUCGGUUUCGUGGAAUUCAGGUCGAAGGCUCAGGCCCAAUCUGCGCUUGCCGCCAUGAAUGGCUACAAGCUUGAUCAGCAUGAACUGGUAGUUAGGGUGUCUCACCGUGGAAUGGAUGCGGCUGAAGAGCGGAGGCGUGAAGAUACCGCGAAGAAGGUUGCGGCCAGAAGGACGAAGAUCAUCAUUAAGAACUUGCCGUUCCAGGCCACCAAGAAGGACGUUCGGUCACUCUUUGGAGCCUAUGGGCAACUGCGCUCUGUGCGGGUUCCUAAGAAGUUUGACAGAUCGGCUCGCGGUUUCGGUUUUGCGGAUUUUGUAAGCGCUCGCGAAGCGGAAAACGCUAUGGACGCGUUGAAGAAUACCCAUCUUCUGGGCAGAAAGCUGGUCCUGGAAUUUGCAAACGAGGAGGCGAUCGAUGCCGAGGAAGAAAUCAAGCAGAUCGAAAAGAAAGUAGGGGAACAGAUGGACAGGGUCAAGCUACAAAAGCUUGCCGGGCCUGGGCGCAAGAAGUUCACUGUAGGGGCCCAGGACGGCGAAGAGGACUAA